AUGACAAGUUAUGAUUUAUUAAAUCAAUUUUCUCCACCUGGAAGAUCAUCGUCAUCGUGUGGAAGUAAAUCAGAUAGCAAGAAAUCACAUAAAAAGGCAAAGAAGUGCCAUACACCAACAUCAUCGUCAUCUACUCCUCUCAACCACCCAUUAUCUCCACCACCUCUUCUCAACAUCAAUAGCCACCAUCACCAAAACCUAUCACAACAACGCGGCAAACACAACUAUAUCACUCAAUUUGUAGAAAUUGUCGAGCAAGAAUGUAUUAGCAUCGAAAGUGUCACACUCAAUAACCGUAAUGCCAACGUGCACGUAGUCGUCAAGAAUACAUCGUUUUCACUCAAGAUCCGCUCUUUGGACAUGAAUAUUAUCAAUUUUGCCAACAGUCAUGUCAAGGUCAAUCUCUACUAUGCCAACGAUCCCAUGAAAGAAGUCAGCUUUAUCCAUACACCACCCAUCCAAUACGUCGGUAGUAGCUGCAACAACGGUGAGAUGUUUUCGAUGGAUGUCAAGAUAUCAAUCUUGUCGUCGCAGCACCAAGGCAACCUCUUUUAUCUCAUGAUGAAUAUCAACGACGCCAAGUCAUCGUAUCCACAACCACAUAUCUAUUUGUCGCACCCAAUACGUGUUGUUUCCAAGGUUGACCACAUCAAAAAGGAUGUCAACGGAGCCUGUGAAAAGAAACAAACCUUUAUCGAUAUAUUGACCGAGCGCUUGAACAAGAUUGAGAGUCUCCAGGCAUCGCAAGAGCAUCUGGUCGGCCAGAUGUACAAGCAGCGCGGGUUACCCGCCCCACCCGCCAUCAUCAGCAGUCUUCCACUGCACGACGACGACGACAACUCGGAUGACAGCCCCUCUACACCACGUCCCAGCAACAAAAACAUUGCCGAGAACUUCCUCGAAGCUUUCAACCGUGUCAUCAAGGUGUACAAGGAAGAAUGUGAAAUACACCAAACUAAAUCACUCAAUGUCCAACCUAUUGUAGAUAGUCUUGAUAAUGAUGAAAAGGCUAUACUCUCAGACCUAUUAGACUCCUUUACAUUUGAUGAUCCAAAUAUUCAUAAACAACAACAACUCAAACAACAUCAAUUACAACAACAACAACAACAACAACAAUUAUUAAUUCAAGCAUGUGAACAACAACACCAACACCAACAGACACCACAAUCUUCACAAUUAGGAUCUACACAAUUAUCAGGAGCUGGAUCUUCAUCGACCAUGUCCUCUUUCCAUCUAUCUUCGAUCAAUCACCACGACGAUGAUUGUACGUCUUCUGUACCAGGCACCUCUACACCAUUUGGUCGUAAACACGCAUCCGACCAAUUAUUAUUCAUCUCGCCAAUGAUGAUGGGUGUCCAAUCACCAAUGCACCUCUCAUCACCGCUCCUUGCGGAUUUUAGCCAUGUAGUUGGCGGUGGUUGCAACUCGACCAUUCAUUCACCUCUAUCAUUUAAACCUUUAAAAUCACCAAAAUUUCAUAAUAUUAUAGACGACAAGUGUAACACUAAUAACAGUAAUAGUAAUAAUAAUAAUAAUAAUACUCCUAAUGAUAUAAUUGAUGAAUUAUAA
Messenger RNA from Cavenderia fasciculata, 1569 nucleotides. RefSeq names its product putative transcriptional regulator. The record is from RefSeq and is a predicted model, not a curated record. The transcript has a single exon. NCBI's taxonomy places the organism in Eukaryota, Evosea, Eumycetozoa, Acytosteliales, Cavenderiaceae. Bases 1 to 1569 code for a protein of 522 amino acids.